AUGAUUCUCCUUAGUUGGAACUCUCGUGGGCUUGGGAAUCCACGAAGAGUUCGAGUUCUCGCUGACUUAGUUAGAGAGGAAGAUACCAAGGUCUUGUUCUUACAGGAGACCAAAUUGCAUGCAAGAGCAGCAGAAAAAUUAAAAUUUAGAUUGGGUUUUGAGAAUUGUUUGGCAGUAAGUAGUGAGGGGAGGAGUGGUGGUUUGGCCCUGUACUGGAAAAAACAGGUUAAGGUGGUUAUUAAGAAUUAUUCCAAAAGUCAUAUUCAUGCUUCCAUCCAUGACGCAAUUGAGGAGGGGGAAACUUGGUUUCUCACUGGGAUUUAUGGACAACCUGAGGCUCAUAGGAGGCAUGAAACUUGGGAUCUUAUUAGGUCCUUGAAAUUACCACAAGAUCAAGGUUGGCUUCUGAUUGGAGACUUUAAUGAGGUUCUGAGCAAUCACGAGAAAAGUGGAGGAAGAGAGAGUUCAGACAGACAGAUGCAAGCUUUUCAAGCUGUAGUUGAUGAGUGUGAAUUAAUGGAUCUGGGCUUUCAGGGUAAUCCAUUUACUUGGUGUAAUAAUAGAGAAACUGACCAAUGCAUUAGUGAGAGACUUGACAGAUGCUUGGCUAGUCUAAAAUGGAAGGCCUUCUUCCCCAUGGCUAAAGUUAUUCAUGGUACUACAACUUAUUCAGACCAUACCCCCAUUAAGUCACAUGUGCAUUUUGCAAGUGUCCAGAGGAGGGGAAAAAGACCAUUUCGUUUUGAGGCUAUGUGGGUGGAGGAUAGUAGUUGUCAAGAGGUCAUCAAGGAAGCUUGGCUGGACAGUGCUGGGGAAAGAAGAAUGGAAGGGGUGAUGAAACAAAUUAGUAGAUGCGGUGAAAAGUCAGAAAGGUGGAACAAGAACAGUUUUGGGCAUGUGCAGAAAAAUCUGAAAAAGGCUAAGCAGAAGCUCCAGAAUGUUCAAGAUGCAGAUCCUAAGAGUCUUAAUAGUGAGGCUAUUAAGAAUGCUAGAUCAUAG
Juglans microcarpa x Juglans regia is the source of this 999-nucleotide messenger RNA. RefSeq lists its product as uncharacterized. Gene Ontology annotation, molecular function: catalytic activity. Bases 1 to 999 code for a protein of 332 amino acids. The record is from RefSeq and is a predicted model, not a curated record. Lineage: Eukaryota; Viridiplantae; Streptophyta; Magnoliopsida; Fagales; Juglandaceae. The transcript has a single exon.